This is a messenger RNA of Solanum verrucosum, 1056 nucleotides long. RefSeq lists its product as uncharacterized. Lineage: Eukaryota; Viridiplantae; Streptophyta; Magnoliopsida; Solanales; Solanaceae. The coding region runs from base 1 to 1056 and encodes 351 amino acids. The transcript has a single exon. The record is from RefSeq and is a predicted model, not a curated record.
AUGGCACCACCUCCGGCUGGUGAAACGGAGCGAAUAACCCAACCAAAGGACCCCUCAAAAGUUUCGACUACGUCAGCAGCUUCUAAUUCAAAGAAAUCCGCAGCAGAAAUAGUGGCUGGUCCUCCGACCACUAACAAAUCUAUGAGCUCAUCUGUACUAGCAAGACACACAAUGCACAAUGGUAAGCCUGCAAUUAUUUUUAAAGCUUCAGAUUAUUACGGGGUUAUGGCACAAGAUUGCAAAUGGACCUUGGUUGGCAAGUUUACAAUGGGUCGACCUAGAAUCGAAGCAAUUAGAUCAAAAUUUCUGGAACAACAACCUCUAGUAGGAAAAGUAAGAAUAUGGGCAUAUGAUUAUCGUCAUGUUUUCAUAGAAUUCAAUAACGAAGUUGAUUUUAAUACAGUUUAUUUCAAGAGAUUCAUGUCGAUUGCUGGUUCUCUUAUGAGAUUAUUCAAAUGGUCACCUGAUUUCGAUCCAAAUGAGGAGACCUCUCUGGCUCCUAUAUGGGUUCUUCUGCCCGAUCUACCGUUCCAUUCCUUUAGAUGGGAAUAUCUAAAACAAAUUUUAUCUAUUGUCGGUACUCCAUUGAAAGAAGAUUUGGCUACUAUUGUGAGAUCUCAACCUAAUAUGGCUAAGGUACGAGUAGAGGUCGACCUAAUGAAUCCUCUGAGAGAUUCUGUUUGGAUAGGAUUGGAGGGAGAAAAUGUUGGAUUAAAAGGACAGGAUCAGAAACUCGAAUAUGAAGGGGUGCCAACUUUUUGCAAAUCAUGUAGAAUGCAAGGCCAUGGUCAAGAUAGUUGUAAUGUAAUGGCAAGAAGAAAGGAACAAGAGGGUCACAGGGAAGAAAACAAUACAGAUUCAGUCAUCAUUGGCAAAAACACUCUGAAAGAAAGUAAUGACAAUGAGAAGAUGUGUAGUACUAGUAACAAUGUUGAAGAAAUUAUGCACGACAAAGAGGGAAACAAAGAGGAUGGUUUUACACAAGUCAUCAAUAGAAGAGACAAGAAAGGGAAAGGGAAACAACAAGAGAAUACUAGCACUGGAAAUAUGGGUUAG